AUGACGUCGUUGAUCGAUCUUCCUCCUGAGGUUCUGGGACAAAUCGUCCAUCAGGUUACUCUUGGGUCGGGGCUUCAGAAUUGGAGAUUGACGAACUCGUACAUUAACAAUAUCGCAACGGAGAGUUCUCGCACCUUGCUCAAUCAAUUAUGUCGGGUAUACCAAAUCUCAGAUCGUGUUCUUCAUUUGUAUUGGAGAUUUAAUCUUGAUAAAGCGGCUUCGGCUUCGGCUUCGCAAAGCGAGCAUCCUGAUCUGAAGGAUGUGAUUGCCCUGAACCACCUACUACAAACCACAAAUCUCAUUGCCAACGAUUGGAAUCGAAGACGGAUAUCUGAAAAUGGAUCUGGACGAUUCGCCAAACCAAGCAGCGAGCCAUACAUGCUCUUUAGUGCAUUCACUCAUCAACUCCGACGGUCGCAAACAGUCUUGUCCAUGACAGGUACCAUACUAGCACCAUGCUCGAGUGGCCAAACGUUCGCCCCCAAAGUCCUCGCCGACAGCUUCGUGCACUUUCUCGAAUCCCAACUAACACUCAGCGAGCUGGAAGACAUCAUUUCAAUCAUCAACAUCUGCGUCACCAAGCUAUGGUCGACAGUAUUCCUUCAUCGACCAAAGGAUGCUACAGUGACUAGCUUCGCGUCUCUGAGUGGAUACAUCACCAACACCGACCAAGCCAUUUUGACCGAACAUGUGAUUUGGCGGGGUCCCCGGUGGGUAGCUCGCGUUAUCGAAGAAUAUGGUAUCGAUUAUGCCGAUUGUGGCUCUGCAGGUGAUUGUACCGAGGCGAGGGUCCCGGAUAGGCUUGUAACAAAUGGAAUCUGGACAGGGUCUCAAGCAGAUGGUGCGAUUCUUGCUGCAAAUGGUAUGGCAAGAUUGCUCUGGAGAGAACGACAACGGAAGAUUGAUGAACAGCAAAAGCACGCUUCUCGAGAAGGAGGGAAUGUCGUGCGUGUCUCAGAGGUACAUACAAACCCUCAAGUUUGGCGUGGUUCUUCUGGUGAUUUGUGA
Molecule: messenger RNA, 1008 nt
Organism: Exophiala mesophila
Lineage: Eukaryota; Fungi; Ascomycota; Eurotiomycetes; Chaetothyriales; Herpotrichiellaceae
Exons: 1
Coding region: 1-1008 (335 amino acids)
Source: RefSeq, a predicted model, not a curated record